This is a messenger RNA of Olea europaea var. sylvestris, 2624 nucleotides long. Its product is annotated as putative serine/threonine-protein kinase-like protein CCR3. Gene Ontology annotation, biological process: protein phosphorylation. The transcript has a single exon. Bases 92 to 2455 code for a protein of 787 amino acids. Gene Ontology annotation, molecular function: ATP binding; protein serine/threonine kinase activity. The record is from RefSeq and is a predicted model, not a curated record. Lineage: Eukaryota; Viridiplantae; Streptophyta; Magnoliopsida; Lamiales; Oleaceae.
UAGUCAUAUACCUACACUAUAAUAUAUCUCCCUCCGUUUCUUCUCCUUCUCUCUGUAGACCACAAAUGAAUUCCGGAAAGACGCCCUUUAGAUGACGACACCCUUUACCACUGCCAUCAUAAUUCUCCUCACUGCCCUCGCCGUAUCUUCUCUGACACCCUCAGCCAAUGCACUUGGUGGCUCCGCCUCCACGGUGGCCGUUGUUUACGGUUCUGCCACCACUAUCUGCACCAUAAUUGCCCAGCAACCCCUCCAACAAAUUCAAUGCUGGCAGAACGGUCAGCUGCUGCCACCUAUCAUCCCUAACACCUCCUUCGACUACAUCGCCGGCGGCCGUGACACCCUCUGCGCCACCCGCUCCGGUGGGUUCAGUCUUCUCUGCUGGAACACCACCUUCAACUCGAAAAGGCUGUACAACAAUUAUUCAGCUCCGUUAACUAGUCUAACAAUUGGUGACACUCAAAUUUGUGGUCUAACAAACAUCAGUUCAGGGCAGAACGUCAUUUGCUGGCGAGGAAAUGACAUAUCAUCCUCUCCCACCCCAAAUGAGACAUUGAGAUUUCGCGCAAUUUCAUCCGGGUUGGGAUUUUCUUGCGGAGUUGUUGAGGGCGCUAAUCGAGUUUUGUGCUGGGGCGAUGACAGUGUUUCUCUCUCCAUACAAUCGGCGUUCUCAAAAUUUUCAAUGUUGAAUAUUCAGGUUGGUGGAAGACAUGCCUGUGGAAUGGAUAAUUCAGGAUUUGUGAUUUGCAAAGGAAAUAAUAACAAUGGUCAGUUGGAUGUGCCAUCAAAUUCAUCAUACGAGUACAUUGGGCUAGCCCUCGGGUCGAAUCACUGUUGCGCAAUCAGAAGAUUGAACCGAACGGUUGUUUGUUGGGGCGGGAACGGUGAAUUUUCGAGUAAUGAUACUGAUGGGAUUUCAUUCGAGUCUAUCGUUGCAGGAUUGAAUUUUACUUGUGGAUUGACAACAAGCAAUUUUUCAGUGAUUUGCUGGGGUCCUGGUUGGCCUUAUUCUUCUGGGAUUGAGCUUCCUUUGCAAAAGUCUCUUCCGGGGCCAUGUUUGGAGACUCCUUGUGAAUGUAAUAUAUAUCCUGAAUCUCAAACACUUUGUUUUGGAAAUGGUCAUAUUUGUAGGCCUUGCGAUACAAUUUUAAUUCCACCGCCGAUUUUACCACCAUCAUCACCACCAGUUACUAGUCCUCCCCCUUCGAGGAGACUCCGAAGGGGUUUAUUAGCGUUUGCGAUUGUUGGAUCAGUUGGGGGUUUUGCUGGGAUUUGUACUGUAAUUUAUUGUUUGUGGACCGGUGUUUGUUUUGGGAAGAAGAAAAUUCACAACUCGGUGCAGCCCACUAUUACUGGUGCUAAUGCUGCUCCGCAGUCUAAUAGUAGCCCACCUUCGAGAUCAUCAACUCUUCGGCGCCAGGGGUCGAUUCUCAUGAGACGCCAGAGGAGUGGAACUUCAUCAAAACAUGCAGACAGGGCAGAGGAGCUUUUGUUUUCGGACCUGGCUUCUGCCACUAAUAAUUUCUCUUUAGAGAACAAGAUUGGUGCUGGGAGUUUUGGGGUUGUAUACAAAGGCAAACUUCCUGAUGGGCGCGAAGUUGCCAUCAAAAGAGGUGAGACGAGUCCAAAGACGAAGAAAUUUCAAGAAAAGGAGAGUGCGUUUGAAUCAGAACUGGCAUUCUUAUCGCGGCUUCAUCACAAGCACUUGGUGAGGCUGGUUGGUUAUUGUGAAGAAAGGGAUGAAAGGCUUUUAGUUUACGAGUAUAUGAAGAAUGGAGCUCUUUAUGAUCAUUUACAUGACAAGAACAAUGCACAAAAGAGUAGCAGUGCAGUGAAUUCUUGGAAAAUGAGGAUCAAAAUUUCACUAGACGCUGCUCGUGGCAUUGAGUAUCUACAUAAUUAUGCAGUUCCGCCCAUAAUUCAUCGCGACAUUAAGUCCUCAAACAUAUUGCUCGAUGCAAACUGGACGGCACGAGUGUCUGAUUUUGGCUUAUCCUUAAUGGGACCAGAAAAUGUUCGUGAUUAUAGACCAAUGAAGGCGGCUGGGACAGUUGGUUACAUUGAUCCAGAGUAUUACGGACUAAAUGUAUUGACAGCAAAGAGCGAUGUUUAUGGCCUUGGAGUAGUGUUACUCGAACUUUUGACAGGGAAGCGAGCAUUAUUCAAGACGGGUGAAAAUGGGGGUGAACCAAUAAGCGUGGUAAACUAUGCAGUACCAGCAAUCAUGGCCGGAGAAUUGGCCAAAAUAUUGGACCCUCGGGUUGGUCCGCCGGAUAUAAACGAAUCCGAGGCGGUGGAACUGGUGGCGUUCACUGCUAUGCAUUGCGUGCAUUUAGAAGGUAAAGAUAGGCCUAGCAUUACAGACAUUGUUUCUAAUUUGGAGCGAGCAUUUGCUCUAUGUGAUGAUAGCCAUGGCAGCAUUUCUAGUGGCCCAAUAUCCAUUGUUUCAGAUUGAAAUUUAGACAAAAUCAAUUCUUUCCCUUCAUGUUUUCUGUUUUUUCUUUUUAUUUUUUGAGGUAUAAUUCAUGUUGUGAAUAAUUUGUAGUGUGACUGUAGAGUAACAUGAGUUGUAACUUAGGAUUCUUUGUAGAAUGCUAACGAACGAAAUUUUUUACUUUCGUUUA